Molecule: messenger RNA, 3819 nt
Organism: Paramacrobiotus metropolitanus
Lineage: Eukaryota; Metazoa; Tardigrada; Eutardigrada; Parachela; Macrobiotidae
Product: protein strawberry notch homolog 1-like
Exons: 19
Coding region: 254-3541 (1095 amino acids)
Biological process (GO): regulation of DNA-templated transcription
Cellular component (GO): nucleus
Molecular function (GO): chromatin DNA binding; histone binding
Source: RefSeq, a predicted model, not a curated record
GCACAUAAAAAUAUGUUUUUUUCCGGCAUGUGGAAUGUUGAGUUUGUGGAUUACAAGUUUCGCAUGUCUUAUCGACUUGGCUGACUUCUGAUAAUAGUAGGCUUGUGAUUUGUGUGCAAUUAAGUUCUAUGUACAAUAGUCUUAACGCCUUAAUUGUAAAAUUAUUCGUAAUCCUGCACAUUCUUUCGCUAGCAGUUUGACAACUAGCAGUAGUUACUAAUGAAUUGAUUUAGUAAUUUGCCGUUGCCCUUGAAUGUGCAGCACCGUAAUGGCUGAAAUAUUUUCUCCAUACGAAGCAGUAAAAUGGAAUUCUGGCAAAAAACAUCCUGAUCCUCUCGUGGAAACGACAUCCCUUCGGAGUGUCUGCCCGCCGGACAUCCAGUCUUUCAAUUCCUUGAAGUUACCCCAACGAACUAUUGAUGAAGGGUUACUCUCCAUUGUCCAGCUGGAAACCGUCGCCUACGCCUGUCAAAUGCAUCGUUCGUUUCUGCCGGACGGCUAUCGCGCUGGAUUUUUAAUAGGCGAUGGGGCGGGCGUGGGAAAAGGCCGCACUGUAGCCGGAAUCAUCCUGGAGAAUUUCCUCCGAGGAAAACGGAAGUUCCUCUGGUUUAGUGUAUCCACCGACCUUGCAGCUGAUGCCGAACAGAGCCUGGAGGAAGUCGGCGCCAGCCAUAUUCCCGUGCACCGACUGGAGAAGGAGUCGUACGCGUACAACGCACUUGGCCAAAAGGAAGGAGUUAUCUUCGCCACAUACAGCAGUCUGACAUCGGGAACCAUCCAGCGAAAAGGCAUGUUUCGUAGUCGGCUACGCCAACUUAUAUCGUGGUGCGGCGCGGACUUCGACGGAGUCAUAGCGUUUGACGAGUGCCACCGGGCGAAAAAUCUUUAUCCCCCACCUGGACGAAGCAGGCACACAAAGCCGACAAAAACUGGAUUAUUUGUAGCUAAACUUCAACGCGAACUGCCAGAGGCUCGAGUGGUUUAUGCUACGGCUACUGGGGCAUCUGAACCGCGAAAUAUGGGAUAUAUGACUCGUUUAGGACUGUGGGGCGAGAGUACAGCUUUCAAGAGCUUCAAACAUUUUGCAGAAUCAAUCGAUAAACGCGGAAUAGGGGCAAUGGAAGUUGUAGCGAUGGAUAUGAAACGCAAAGGACUUUUUCUGGCUCGUCAGCUGAGCUUUGAAGGAGUGACCUUUGAAAUCCAUCAUGUUCCGCUGACCGAAGAUUUUAUAGCACUUUAUAAUCAGUGCUCCCGGCUUUGGAUUUGCGUUAGAGAAAAGUUUAUGGAAGCCGCACUGAUUGCCACGUGGAACUACAAGACAUCCACUCUGUUUUGGAUGCGAUUUUGGAACGUGCAUCAGCGAUUUUUUAAUUGUUUGUGCCUGUCAGCCAAAGUGGAGGCAGCGGUAGCAGUGGCUCACAGUGCUAUUCAGCAAGAAAUGUGUGUGGUUAUUGGUCUGCAAUCAACCGGGGAGUCCAAAACCAAUCAGUUGCGUCUGGUACUCGAAGGAAAGGAUGACGAAGCGACUGAUUUCGUAUCGACGGCUCAAGCCGUAUUCAUGGACAUUAUGGAUUGUUUCCCUCUUGUGGCUAAUUCUUUUCCUUUUGGAGCGCACCACUGGCAGAGAUAUGGUUCGGAUAACGAAAGUGUGGAUAACAGUUUUACUGAUGACGAGUAUGCGGAGGAUUUCUUAGAAGAACGGAAGGAUCAGUUUAGGGAAGCCGGUCUCGAUGAAAAACUCGUACUGGCUAAACCUGCCGAGGUCGAAGAAAAACUGAAAGAAAUGAAAGAAACUCUGCUAGCAGAAUUCGAAAGCUUUGCUGAUAAUUUACCGAAAAAUGUACUGGAUGAGUUGAUCCAUCGCCUUGGUGGGAGUGAGAAAGUUGCCGAGAUGACGGGGCGCAAAGGGCGAAUUCUCAAAGAUCCAAACGGACUGGCUAAGUACCAUCAGCGGAAACACAGUUCUGGCACUGCUUCCAUAAACUCCGAAGAAAAAGAAAUGUUUAUGAGGGGAGAAAAGUUGAUCGCCAUCAUUAGUGAAGCUGCUAGCAGCGGCAUUUCGCUUCAGGCCGAUCGUAGAGUCCCCAACCAGCGUCGUCGGCUGCACAUCACCUUGGAGUUGCCGUGGAGCGCUGAUCACGCUAUCCAGCAAUUCGGGCGAACACAUCGGGCCAACCAGACAUCAGCGCCAAAAUACAUCUUCUUGAUCAGUGAUGUUGUCGGCGAAAAGCGUUUCGCUAGCGCAGUAGCCGCCCGACUAGAACAACUGGGGGCGUUAACGCACGGAGACCGUCGCGCGACGAGAUCUUGGGGACUGACCCAGUUUAACAUAGUUGGCAAGGAAGGUAAAAUAGCUCUCAAGAAGAUGAUGAAGGCAUUCACUGAUUAUGAUGAAGACAUUCUUGGAGAUCAUUUCGAUGUGGAUUUGAACGAAGUAAAAAAGGGUUUACAAGGUAUCGGCCUUCUUGACAAUUCCGGCUGUUACCGCCGAAACGUUUCGUCCGUUAGUCUUAUGCUGAAUCGGAUUCUUGGAAUGGAGAUUUUGAUGCAAGAAAGAAUUUUUCAGUAUUUCAUCAAUUUUUAUGACAAAGCCAUCCGAACUGCGAAAAGGACUGGAAAGUUCGAUUCAGGACUGAAAGAGUAUGGAUCAUGCUCACAUCCGGCGAAACUCAUAAAGCGUUUGACCUUUAAAAAGGAUCUGAAAGAUGCAAAAACGACCAACACUUCACACGUCUAUUCUUUUGCUUUCGAUAGAGGAAUGUCCUUUGCCGAUGCCGAAAACAUCUGGAAGGACAAUGCUGGCCUUUCUAACGGUUUCUACGUCACAAAGAGUCGUGGACGGAAGUAUGUAUUUUUGGCGGUGCAUUCGAAAACUAGACACGAACCUGGCCAGCUGGCCGUUCAGCAGUUUUUUGACAUUUAUCGGCCAAACACCGGCUACCAGAUUGGCCAACGUCUUCAGAACCUGAAAACAUCGAAUAUGGUGGAUAUCGAUUAUGCGCGGCAACUGUGGACCAACAUUUACGACGAUAUGGCUAAACGGUGCAGUCAUGUUUUUGAAAAAGGGUGGUGCGAAAAUGGGCCGCGUUGUGGUAUCGGAAAAAGACAUCUUCGUGGUCGAAUUUUAAGUGGAAACAUAUUGAGCGUGUGGAGCACCCUGGAAUCAUUCGGGACACCAUACGAAAAUCGCGUAGAAAUCGUUCGUGUGGUAUUCAGCGCACAGACAAUAAUUGGAGUUUGGUUGCCAGAAACCAAACACAACGAUAUAGUGACAUCACUAACUGAGGUGCUCGGUCAGCCAAUAGACGAUACGGCAGCUUGCGUAGACGAUCUGAUUGCGAAAACAGGGCUCGGCACACCAUGUCUCAAAAGGUCAUGCAAUGCCGAAAUCUGCGACACUAAACCGGACGACAACGCUCCACCCUACUCCAAACGAUUCUGUGUUGGUGAAAUAGAAGCAGAACCAAACACAGUUUCUCACCAAAAAAGGGAAAUAGAGUUGAUUUGUCUGACGUCAUCGGAUGACGAGGAUGUGCAGUAAUGGGAUGAGUGAGAGACUGCGGAAUAUGAGCAACAAAAACCACAAAUAGCACACACUUUUCUACAGAAAAGAUUACCAGCAUUUCAUUUGCAACCUGAUCAAUGUUUUUCGCAUCGAAGUCGGUGUACAAAUAUUAUUGUGAUUGAGCUUCUGUUAAAGUAUUAAAGAUGACCUUGCCCAUAGAUGGGCGUGUGCGUGAUGUAGGAUGUUUUUUUAUGAUGAUCAGCUACAGUACUGCGUAAGACUACAUGCAUAUGCAAUAUGCAUUAACAUCGGCA